AUGAAGCUGACUCUUCUACAGCACCCUACUCUUCCCAGUGGCUAUUUGGUGCGUUUGUCCCAAGCGCAUAGCUUUCAAUGCCACAAAUCCGCUCAGUUCUCGAGCUCCAGCCAAUCUAAUGAACGACUUGGCCGCCGUGCAAAAGAGAAGCAACUUGACCGAGUAUGUGAUGUGAAGCAGUAUUUAUCUCGUUUUAAAGCCAAUCCUUCCAAACCUACAUCCAAGCCCACCAAUGAAUCUCCUAAGGAGCCCACUCUGGAAUCAGAACCGGAAUCCUUGCAGUCUGGUGUGAAUUUAGGCUCUUUUUAUGGUGCCUCCAGGGCAGUAUAUGACAGUCCUGUAUUCCGACAAGAUUCUACACCAGCUCCCCAUGAACUGGACCUACCAGAACGACUGCAUCUGGCGUUGAUUAAAAUCGCCACACCGCAAUCUCUUGAUGAUCAAACUAUCGAUGGAGUGGCCAAAACAUUGACGCAGCUGGUCCGUCUGGGAAUGGCAUGUUGCGUUGUGAUCGACCCAGGAAGCAUGGAUAAUGUCGCUUCAUUACGGCAAACUGCCAUCGAACAAGCUAAUCGGAUCUCGACAGCAGUCGAUGCACAGCCUGACUCAAGGUCUCUCCGUCUGGACUCGGCCUUGUCGAUAUCGGAUGGAGUGCCUGGGCUUCCUCUAAUUACGUCCCGUAAUGAUCUUCUGAGACCACUUCGAAACGGGCAAGUUGUCAUUGUCACUCCAAUUGCGUAUACAGAAGAAACCCCAAGAGCCGUUCCAAUUUCAGGAGAUGAUGCCGUGCUUGCACUAACCAAGGAAUUCGCCGGGCUUUCGAUUCGUCCAGAUCCAGAUGAGGACCCUGCAACCACUGCCGAGAGAAUCAGUACUUUGCAGAAGGAGGUCUCACUGGAUCGGGUGAUUCUAUUACAUCCCCUUGGAGGUAUUCCGGCCAUCAGAUAUGUCCAAGCAUCACACGCCUUCAUCAACAUGGAACAGGAGUUCGAUGGUAUUGAAGAAGAGCUACUCGAAGUCCAGCGUUCCAUAGAGGACGAUUCUGCAACCAGUAAAAACAUCCAAGGGGCGAUUUCCUUGCUGAACAGCAAUCCCUUCUCCAAAUUCACGAAUAAGGAAAUAGCCUCGCCACUACUGGAGCAGUCAACUCAGCUUCCUGAGACGGUGGUGUUGAAACCGAUCGUCGAUAGCCACCUGGCCAACCUGCGCUUAUCACAGCGAGCACUUGCUAUGCUGCCGGCAAGCGCUUCGGGCAUAAUCACAUCUCCACAGGAGGUCGCAACUUCCGCGAAUACCCCACAGACCUCCCCUUCAGAUGUAUCUGCUGUUGGAACCCGACGUCAGCGUAACCCUCUCAUCCAUAAUCUUCUUACUGAUAAACCACUCCUUUCGUCCUCUCUCCCUCCAGGGCGUCGCGGCGCUACAAAUGGCAAACUCAGUUCAAUCAGCCAAGUUGCAACGCCCACAACAUUCGUCAAGCGGGGUAUGCCCCUGACGCUUCUUCCAAAUCCACGCCUGCAGGCGUGGACUGCUCAAAGCCUACCCCGACUACAACUCAAUGGACCAUCCAUUGACCUACCACGACUAGUUCACCUCAUUGACGACUCUUUUGAUCGAAAGCUUGACGUCCAAGAUUACUUGGAAAGAGUUAAUGACCGCAUUGCCGGUCUAAUUAUCGCCGGAGAGUAUGAAGGUGGUGCAAUCCUGACCUGGGAAACCCCACCCGGCGUAAUCGACGAUGGCAGUCCGGAGAGCGCUGCCCGUAUGGUACCAUAUCUGGACAAAUUUGCUGUCCUUAAGCGUAGCCAAGGAGCGGGUGGCGUGGCUGAUGUGGUUUUCAAUGCCAUGGUUCGAACCUGCUUCCCUAAUGGGGUCUGCUGGCGUAGCCGUAAGGACAAUCCGGUCAACAAAUGGUAUUUUGAGCGGUCGUGCGGAAGCUGGAAGCUGAAUGACAGCAACUGGACCAUGUUCUGGACUACACCAGGUCUGCCGGAGGACAUACAGCGAUUCCAGGAUUAUGAGGCUGUCUGUCGAUCCAUCCAGCCAAGCUGGGCAGACAAAAAAAGCGUUAUUGAUUAA
This is a messenger RNA of Penicillium taxi, 2079 nucleotides long. RefSeq names its product acetyl-CoA:L-glutamate N-acetyltransferase (gene arg2). Lineage: Eukaryota; Fungi; Ascomycota; Eurotiomycetes; Eurotiales; Aspergillaceae. The transcript is spliced from 2 exons. Gene Ontology annotation, biological process: L-arginine biosynthetic process. Bases 1 to 2079 code for a protein of 692 amino acids. Gene Ontology annotation, molecular function: L-glutamate N-acetyltransferase activity, acting on acetyl-CoA as donor; arginine binding. Gene Ontology annotation, cellular component: mitochondrial matrix. The record is from RefSeq and is a predicted model, not a curated record.